Molecule: messenger RNA, 252 nt
Organism: Cooperia oncophora
Lineage: Eukaryota; Metazoa; Nematoda; Chromadorea; Rhabditida; Trichostrongylidae
Source: the annotation of a GenBank genome assembly
AUGGGUGAUUAUCUGUCGGCACUGGUCAUCAGCGUUUUGGAAGAGAAUGAGAGGGUCUCACAGGUACUGUUCUCUUUGAUAUGCUACUCACAAACAUUCUAUGUAUGUAUCUGGCGUUCUACUGAAUAUCGCAUUGCGUUCAAGGAACAACUAUGGAUUAUGCUCAGACGGAAACCGAAUCUUAUAAUCCAAGAACAUCAGACUUUGAAUCUUUUCACGCGUUCCGUUGCCAGCCAAGACCGUGUUCUUUAG